GUGUGGCAAAACAGGCCUCAAAAGCAGACCUCAUGUGGAAGGUCAAGUACUCCUUGUCGGGAUACGAUUUGAAGUAUCUGGGGGACACGCAACAGGACGCACACGAGUUACUUGUCGAUAUGCUGUGCCAGCUGAAGGAGGAGGGCAUGAUUCUGAAGACACUCGGGAUGAACUAUACCUGCCCUGUUUCCCAGCUGGAGUUCCAACUUGUGUCGGUGCGCACAUGUACCAGCUGUGGGCGCGAGUCGUCUACCAGAGAGGACUACAACCACCUCUCAUUGGACUUCAGCCCUGAGCGCACCUUGCUGAGCAGCCUGGCACUCACUUUCAAAAGUGAAAAGGUUGAAUUCACAUGUGAGGGCUGUAAAGGCCUCCACGCCUCAAAGGUGGAGCAGUUCCACACACUGCCUCUGUGAGUUGUCCCUUUAUAACCUCUCAUAGUACUAGCAGUGUUUAAUGUCCUGGGCCUUUAGGAGUAGUUACCUUCCUGAGCAGGUUGUAGGACUUAGAGGUGAGCACCGCCAAACACAUUUCACUCAUCUGUUAUGUUGUUGACUGGUUUCAUUGUCUGUCUGUUCAUCUCUCUUCCUCUCUGU
Messenger RNA from Oncorhynchus masou masou (cherry salmon), 596 nucleotides. Its product is annotated as ubiquitin carboxyl-terminal hydrolase 37-like. The coding region runs from base 33 to 416 and encodes 127 amino acids. Lineage: Eukaryota; Metazoa; Chordata; Actinopteri; Salmoniformes; Salmonidae. The transcript has 4 exons. The record is from RefSeq and is a predicted model, not a curated record.